Messenger RNA from Lactuca sativa (garden lettuce), 451 nucleotides. RefSeq lists its product as uncharacterized. The record is from RefSeq and is a predicted model, not a curated record. Lineage: Eukaryota; Viridiplantae; Streptophyta; Magnoliopsida; Asterales; Asteraceae.
AUCAAACACAAUCUCUUCCUUCUUGAUUUCCAUCGUAUAUUCGUAUAAACAAACACCACUCCCACAAACAAAAUGAACAACACACAGAGCGCUGGUUUUCAAGCUGGUGAGGCCAAAGGCCAAGCCCAGGAGAAAGGCAACCAACUUAUGGAUAAAGCUGGUGCAGCUGCCCAAUCCGCCAAAGAAUCGGUGCAAGAGGCUGGUGCACAAAUGCAGAUGAAGGCAUCAGACGCAGCUGAGGCGGUGAAGGAUGCAACCGGAAUGAACAAAUCAACAUAAAUAUUGAUUUUCGGGUGCCACGUCAUCAACCAUGAUUCCAUCAUUAAUAUCGUUCUUAAUAGCUCACCUAUAUGUCGAGUAUCACAAUCAAUUACUGGCAUACCAAUGUUUAUGAUUAGUAAUAUUUGAUUAUUUAACUAAGAAAUAAAAUGGUCGAUGAAAGUAUUAAACA